AUGCCUUCUCAGUGGGAUCAUAGGGCUGACAAGGAUUUGUUGUUGGCUAUCAUCGAAGGAAACAAUCUCAAGGCUAUUGAAUGGCCCAUAAUCUCCGAGAGUCUCCAGAAAAAAGGCUACUCUUUUACCAAGGAGGCUUGCCGACAACAUUUCCAGAAGAUCAGAAAAGAAUCUCGCAUCGGCUCUCCCUCUGCUUCCACACACGCCACUCCUGUUGCCACCUCUGUCAAGAAACGCAAGUCCAAGGCUGCUUCUAUCGAGGAGGGACAAGAGAAUGAUGAGGAGGAAACGCCCUCGAAGAAUCAAUCGAAGCGGGUCAAGAAAGAAAGUGAUGAUCAAUCUGCCGCUGAACUAGGAGUCGAGAGUGAGGUGUGA
This is a messenger RNA of Botrytis sinoallii, 375 nucleotides long. RefSeq lists its product as uncharacterized. The transcript has 2 exons. The coding region runs from base 1 to 375 and encodes 124 amino acids. The record is from RefSeq and is a predicted model, not a curated record. Lineage: Eukaryota; Fungi; Ascomycota; Leotiomycetes; Helotiales; Sclerotiniaceae.